AUGGACAUUACACGGAGAGGAAAAAUACCUUUCCCUGGUGCCAUGCCAAGUAGUCUUACCAAGGAGCGGUCUUCAAUGUACCCAGAGGAGGCGGCCCUGCGGACCCCCUUCCCGCUGACGCCGCCGCCCGCGCUGGGGGACGAGCUGUACCCCUUCGCGGGGGAGCGGCCGCCCUCGUUGGCCGGCGACGCGGCGGCGGGGGAGCGCGACCCCGAGGAGGACCUGGAGGUGCAGCUCCAGCGGAAGGAGCAGGACCUGCUCCUGGCGGCCGAGCUGGGGAAGAUGCUGCUGGAGCGCAACGAGGAGCUGGAGCGGCGGUGCGAGGAGCUCACCAAGGAGCACCUGGAGACCAAAGAGCGCCUCGAGCAAGAGAAGCACGAACUCCGCCUGCACCUUGAAUCACGACAGGGCGAGUUCGAAACCCGGGUGGCGGAGCUGGAGGCCGACUUGAAGGCUGUUCAAGCCCAGCUGGGGCAGCAGCGCCUCGAACAGCAGGACACGAGCCGGGAAAGCUCCCAGGCUGUCUUGGACCUCUCCGAACAGAACCAGCGCUUGGUGGAGCAGCUCAGUCAGGUCUCCCAGCUGGAGCAGCAGCUGCGGGAGGACCUGACUGUGCUGCGUGGGGAGCAUCGGACCUUGACCCUGAGCAGCACGGAGCACGCUGCCCGCGCCCAAAGCCUGCAUGCCGAGAAUCAUAUGCUGCAACAGCGGAAUCAAGAUUUGGAGAAACAGACCUGGCAGCUUCGGGAGGAGAAUGAAUCUGUCCAGGCACUGGUAGAUACGCUACACGAUAACCUUCUCCUCCUCCAGAAAGAGAGUCAUGAAAAGGAGUUGCGGAUGCGACAGGUAGAAAUAGAAGCAGAAGAGCUCCGAACUUCCAACCGUCGUCUCCAGCAUCAAGUCAAGGAGAUGAAGGAAGAGAUCCGUCUGCAUGACUUAAACACCUCGGUCAACUCCAUUCAGUCGGAGAUUGAAAGUAGCUUGGAGGAUGCUCCUGGAGCACCUGGAAAGGCUCCUAAGACAGCCAAAGGGACCUGCAAGGCCUGUUCCACCCCCGUGGCUGUCAAGAACACCUCACAGAAAUCGGAGGCAGAGGAAGCGGAAUAUGCUAGAAAGGUUUCAGCCUUGAGCCACCUGGAGCAAGAUAUUCUGAGGCAGAAGGAAACGGAGAUCAUGAGGCUCCAGGAUCAGAUUACGCUGCAGUAUGUGGAGCUCUGCAAUUUAAAGGAUGAGAUAGAGAACCAGAGAUGCCUGUACCAAGAGAGCAACCGGGAUGAAGCCCUGAAAUUGGCCAUAGCAGAUCGGGAUGAGGCGAUAAUAAAGAAAAGCGAAAUAGAACUGGAAAUGGCCAAAGUCUCUCUGGAACGGGAUUCACUGAGCCAGCAGUUACUUCGUGUUAUACGCCAGAAGAUGGCGCUUUCCCAGGAGCUGGAAGCUUGGCAAGAUGAUAUUCAGUAUAUAAUCCAUCAGCAACUACUCCAGAAGCAGCACGAAGAGCAGAGCCAGCGCGUCACGUUGCCACCCAAGACCUCCACACAAGGCAAGAACCUUCCUCUCUUUCGGCCUGGCUCCGGCACAAGCUUCUUCUCACUUUUCCGGAAAAGCUGA
Varanus komodoensis (Komodo dragon) is the source of this 1608-nucleotide messenger RNA. It is a transcript of the gene BICDL2, whose product is annotated as BICD family like cargo adaptor 2. The record is from RefSeq and is a predicted model, not a curated record. Gene Ontology annotation, biological process: Golgi to secretory granule transport; vesicle transport along microtubule. Bases 1 to 1608 code for a protein of 535 amino acids. The transcript has 11 exons. NCBI's taxonomy places the organism in Eukaryota, Metazoa, Chordata, Lepidosauria, Squamata, Varanidae.